Messenger RNA from Chrysemys picta bellii (western painted turtle), 2229 nucleotides. The record is from RefSeq and is a predicted model, not a curated record. NCBI's taxonomy places the organism in Eukaryota, Metazoa, Chordata, Testudines, Emydidae.
CUAACCUUUUCCCACCUGUGUUUGCCAGGGGACGCGGGAGCCCCGACCCCAGAGCCUCGUGCAACACAGCGGAAUAUCAGACACAUUGCCGAGCCCUGUGGGGAGUGGAGAUGAAGUGCUCGGGCGCCCGGAUCCUGCUGAUUGCGGGGGUCUUUUGGCUAUCGUACACUGUGUGGAUCAAACUGAGGCAGCCUCCGCAGGGCAACCCUGACCCCAGCCGUGGCUUGGUGGAGCUGCCUGACGGGACCUUCACCUUCCGCUUGGAUUACGCCGCCUUCCAGGCCGAGUUCCCCCAGCUGCAGAGCUACCGGUGCCGGGAGCUGAUCCCAGGGGACGGGGUUUGCACCGGGCCCCCAGGGCCGCCCCUGCUGCUCCUGGCCGUGAAAUCCCAGCCAGCGUCCAGCGCCAGACGGGCCACCGCCCGCCGCACGUGGGCCCGGCCCAGGGUCCUGGGGGGCUACCGGGUCCGACCCGUCUUCCUCGUGGGGGUGUCCCACAACCCCCGGGACAUGGCCCUGCUGGGCCGGGAGAGCGGGGAGUUUGGGGACGUGGUGCUGUGGGAUUUCGCCGAGAGCCACCACAACCUGUCGCUCAAGGAGCGCUGCUUCCUGCGCUGGGUGGGGGCGCACUGCGGGCAAGCGGAUUUCAUCUUCAAAGGAGACGACGACGAGUUUGUGAACCCCCCCGCUAUGGUGGCCUACCUGGGCCAGAUGCCCAACGCCCCUCACAUCAUCCAUGGCUACAUCCGCAUCCAUUCGGCCGUGAUGAGAAGCACAAAAUAUCGCGUCUCCUCCACCCUGUUCCCCCAGGACACGUACCCCGACUUCCCCUCCGGGGGUGGGUUCAUCAUGCCCAGGGCCAGUGUCCCGGCCCUGGCCAAGGCCUCUGAGCGCAUCCCCGUCUUCCCGCUGGACGACGUCUACUUCGGCUUCCUGGUGCUGGCUGCCGGGCUGCGGUACCGGCACGACGACCGAUUCCGGGUGUACGGCGUGCAGGACGAGCUGUGUCUGUACGCAGAGGCUUUCAUGGUGCACGGGGUGUCACUGGACAAGGUGGAGGAGGUGUGGAGGGGGUUGUACGAGGAGCGACGGUGCAAUGUGACGAGGCCCCUCCCCUCUUAGGGGUGCAGGAAAUGGGGCAGGGGCCUGUCCCCUCUUGGGCGUGUCUGGGAUGUAUCGUGAUAUCCUUUGGUUUUUAUCAGGCCAAUCCCCUGAGCUGUCCUGAGCUGGUGGGCCCAAGCGUGGGACCCAGCUGACACCCCAUCUAUGAUGGGAGACUUUCCCCUCCCUCGCCCCGGGGCCUUUUCCUUCCCAGUGGAUUUCACAGCUUCCCUGACCUGUACGGUUAGACGGGACCGCACAUCUCAGCUAGACAAACCUGCUGCCGACAUGCAGGACUGGCUUUUGCUAAACCAUCCCAGACAGAUGGUUCCAGACUCCUCUCGGAAAACUCCAGCGAAGGAGCCUCUCCAACCACCCGAGGCGUCUGGUCCCUUGUCCUAUCGCCUCUUGUCCUCCCCUCUGCGGCCAGACAGAAGAAUUGUUCUCCAUCUUUUUAUGGCAGCCUGUCAAGUGUUGGAAGUCCCCUAUCCCGUCCCCCUUCCCCUUAAUCUUUUCUUUUCCAAACUAAAUAUACCCCGUUCCUCCAGCCUUUGCUCCUAUAGCUGUUGGAUCAUCGUUGUCACUCACCUCUGGAUCCUUUCCAGGUUCUCUCCAUCCUUUUCCACUUUUUCUUUUUUGCACCAGCGUCACAUUGCUGACUCAUGUCGAGGUUGUGGCAUGAGCCCCAGAACCUUCUCGGCCACGCUGCUGCCCCGCUAGUUCGCCCUGUCUGUAGUCGUUACUCCUGGGGGGAUUCUGCGCUACCGCACGCGUGUGUAAUUAAUGAGUCGUGCAUACUUUUAAUUUUUUGCGCAGAAAAACGCUUCUGCUGAAAGGUUGUUGCGGUUCUGCCUUUUGCCCACCAGAGGGCGCUGUGUCGAUAGAACAAAGCAACAGCUCCCGGCCAGCUAGGGAAGAGAACGAGCCUGCAGCGCCUUCUUCGCAGCGGGCCAGGUCAGGAGACCGGGGCUAUGGGGAGACAGACAGUGUGGGGUUCUGGGGGGGUCAGACAGGGGCUCAUAAGGGCUAUUGGGAGAUGAUUGUUCUUGCUAAACCAUUGCUAGUGGGACAGAGGCUGAAUGGGAGUGGAGGUGCAGGACCACACAGUGAUGGGGGAGGGGUGCAGAGC